Molecule: messenger RNA, 3200 nt
Organism: Aegilops tauschii subsp. strangulata
Lineage: Eukaryota; Viridiplantae; Streptophyta; Magnoliopsida; Poales; Poaceae
Product: zinc finger CCCH domain-containing protein 67
Molecular function (GO): protein binding; metal ion binding
Source: RefSeq, a predicted model, not a curated record
UCCGAUUCUCUAACAGUUUCUAUUUAUAGCAAAGUUAUGAUCAAACUACUCAUAGUUGAAUCAUUUAUAACAAAAUAUAUAUCUAAGUAAUUGUUGUAAUUAUAUGCAAUUCCAUUAGCUUUGUAAAUACGUUAAUGCAAAAAUUGGCGGUGAAAUUGUGUUUUGGAAUCUUGCUUGCGUAGAUCUUGUUUGUACAAUACAAUUUUUGACCAAUCUAAAGAAAGCACGCGUAAAUACCGCCUACCCUUUCUAAGAUAAAGAAGGAGAAUGUGCCUUUUUCUAAUAGGAUGAAUCUUCAGUGUGAGCACCUCCACUCAAACUAUUCAGCACCUUUUUCCUCUGCCCUAUAGAAUUGAUUUCGUGUAACCUCCUCCACUCAAAAUCCUACGACACCAUCGCCGGUAAAAGCUACUCGUAAAAGCUAUGAAUCCAUUGCAUCUCAAUUCGAUUUUUUUUCUUUCUUUUUUGAAGAAUCCAUUGCAUCUCAACCAAAAAUUCACCGUGCCCCGAGGAACAAAGCUGUGAAAACGACAUUUUUGCCCAUGGAGCAUAGCAAAUACCAAAACCCAACCCCAACCAAAACCUAGCUUUGUCCAAAAACCCAAAGGCCCCCUCCCUUUCCCCUCCCACUCCCCGCUUUCCACCAUUUCGUCGAACACCUUCUCCGAUCGCGCGCCGCCGCCCAUGGGGGAGGCCUCCGAGUAUGACGGGGUGGAUGUGGCGGCUGUAUCGGCGAGGUUGCUGGAGCUGGUGGCCGACGACGACGUGACGGCGCUCGUUGACCUCCUCGCCGCGCACCCGCUCCUCGCGGAUGAGCCGGCGCCGUGGUACUCUCCGGCGCGGGGCGCGGAGCCCAUGACGCCGCUCAUGGUCGCCGCCGCGUACGGGUCCGUGGCUUGCCUCGACGCCCUCCUCUCGCCGCCCCACCUCGCCGACCCCAACCGCGCCUCCGCCUCCUCGCUCUCCACCCCGCUCCACCUCGCCGCCGCAGGCGGCGCUCCAUCCGCACCCACCACCGUUUCCCGCCUCCUCGCCGCCGGCGCCGACCCUACCCUCCUUGACCAUCUCCACCGCCGGCCGUCAGACCUCGUCGCGCUGCCGCCCAACUCGUUGCCCCUCAAGAACCACAUCCUCUCACUCCUUGGCGCCCGGAAGGAGUGGCCACCGGACCCCUCACUCCCGGACAUCAAGAACGGCGCAUACGCUUCCGACGACUUCCGCAUGUAUUCCUUCAAGGUCCGCGCGUGCUCCAGGGCCUACUCCCACGACUGGACGGAGUGCCCCUUCGUCCACCCAGGAGAGAACGCGCGGCGGAGGGAUCCGAGGAAGUACCACUACAGCUGCGUGCCGUGCCCGGAGUUCAAGAAGGGCGCCGGGUGCAGGAGAGGGGACAUGUGCGAGUAUGCGCACGGGGUGUUCGAGAGCUGGCUCCACCCGGCGCAGUACCGGACGCGCCUCUGCAAGGACGGCAUCGGCUGCGCGCGCCGCGUCUGCUUCUUCGCUCACACGCCAGAAGAGCUCCGGCCGCUGUACGUGUCCACAGGCUCGGCCGUGCCGUCGCCCCGCGGGGCGAUGGAGAUGGCCGCCAUGGGGAUGGGACUGUCAUCACCGGGAUCUUCGUUCACGCCGCCGCUGUCGCCGUCCGGUGGAGGGAGUGGCAUGUCGUGGCCGCAGCCUAACUUGCCGGCGCUGUGCCUCCCCGGGAGCGCAGGGAACCUGCACCUGAGCCGGCUGCGUACCUCGCUGAGCGCGAGGGCCAUGGCGGUCGACGAGCUUCUGGCCUCGGGGGACUAUGACAACCACCUUGGAUCGCCUGCCUCUGUGCGGUCGGCGAGGGGGAAGGCGCUUGUGCCGUCAAAUCUGGAUGAACUGUUCUCGGCGGAGAUGGCGGCCUCCCACUCGCCGCGGUACGGCGACCAGGGCGGCGCUGCGUUCUCGCCGACGCACAAGGCCGCCUUCCUGAACCAGUUCCAGCAGCAUCAGAGCUUGCUCUCGCCACGGGCUGCGGCCACCCCAGAGCCUGUCUCCCCAAUGAGCUCCCGGCUGCUCGCUGCGUUGGCGCAGCGGGAGAAGAUGCAGCAGCAGACACUGCGAAGCAUGAGCUCAAGAGACCUGGGUUCCAGCGCCCCGCUCCUGGUCGGCUCACCGGUGGUGGGCUCUAGCUGGUCCAAAUGGGGCCUCCCCUCGGGCACCCCAGACUGGGGUGCCGACAACGAUGAGCUUGGCCGUCUCAAGCGGUCGUCCUCGUUUGAUCUCCGGUCUGGGGCCAACACCGAUGAGCCUGACCUCUCAUGGGUCAAUACCUUAGUAAAGGAGCCCACGCCGGAGAAAUCAUCAACCAACGGGACCAUGGCAACAGAGUCUAUUGGCAUCUUGGGCCGAUCAGCAAGCCACCACGAGAGCAUUGCCGGUGAUGACAGUGCCAUCUUGGGUCGAUCAGCGAACCACCGUGAGGGCAUCGACGGUGAGGAGGACGCCGCCACUGGUGUCAUCGGUGGCUGGCUCGAACAGCUUCAGCUCGAUGAGAUGGGAAUUAAACCUUUCCGGGCGGGGAAAAAGAAUCCCAGGUCGGCAGGGGCAUUGACAAAGAUUGUGCUUGGAGUUUGGACGGAUCCCUUCUCUUUCUCGUGGAGGCAUUGAAAAGGAUCGGAUGGUUAACAUCAUAGUACACAUCGACCACUGCGAGGUUCAUUUCUGAUGCGCUAUCGAUGAGUCCUCGUCUGCCCUGACCGAUGCAUCUUUCUUGUCAUAAUAAAACAACUGGCACGGACGGUGGCUCGGUAUGGUCGCCUCACGCCUUGGCUCACCCGCUGUGCUGACAUGUACUGUGUGACCUGGAAUACAAAGUAAAAUUGGGCUGCAUUAUCCUGCCAUGCAUAAUUUUACUACGAAGGUCUUGCACUGGAGACAAGAGCUGCUGUCUCGGGCCUACCAACAUGACCUGCAAAACGUGGGUGCGCCAAUAUGAACAAUUACUGUUUUUUAAGGGGAAUAUAUUAAUAUCAAGCCGAUACCAAUUACACACAGCCUUUGCAACAACAAGAUGACUAAAAACAUUCAGGAUGCACACAACAAAAAAGAAAAUAAAAAGAUAAAAAAAAACCGUCACGGUGAUCAAUCACCCGCAGUAGCAGCACUCUAACCACCACCAAAGACAUCACCCAGAAUAUAUAUGAGGUUCUCCAAAAGCAACGCCUCGA